UACAACUGCAACUACAACAACUACGACAACAGCAACAACUACAAAAACUACAAAAACAACUACAAACAGAACUACAAAAUCUACAAAAACAACUACAAACACAACAACACACAACAACAACAACAACAACAACAACAACAACAACAACAACAACAACAACAACAACAACAACAACAACAACAACAACAACAACAACAACAACAACAACAACAACAACAACAACAACAACAACAACAACAACAACAACAACAACAACAACAACAACAACAACAACAACAACAACAACAACAACAACAACAACAACAACAACAACAACAACCACAACCACCACAACAACAACAACCACAACAACAACAACCACAACCACAACAGCAACUACCACAAUAGCAACAACAGCAUCAGCAACAACUUCAGCAACAAUAUCAAGAAAUCAACAAUAUCGACAACAAAAAUGCCUUGAACCUCAGCAAAGACAACAGAAGUAACAUGAGCAGCAGCAGAGCACGGAUGUCGUUACAGAGGCGCACCUGAGCACAGAUCAGACCAUUCUACUUCUUGAGUUGGAAUCAGACACAGCAUUCAAAUGCAGACUUUGUACAAUAGUUUCAGCAUUGACCAGUGAGUCACAUGACGAUGAGCAUACAUUUGCGUGCGUGAAUUUCCUUCACUCUAUGACAUCAUUACCGGACCAGACUCUCUCUCCUCUGCUAGAGGAUAGUGGACCAGCAGACAAGCAGACCAGACUGUCUCUCCUCUGCUAGAGGAUAGUGGACCAGCAGACAAGCAGACCAGACUGUCUCUCCUCUGCUAGAGGAUAGUGGAGCAGGAGACCAGGCUGCUCCAAGUGUAGAUCAAUGGUUAACACCGUGUGUACACAGAGCGGGACUCUCCUCACUUGGCAUACGGGACACCAGUCCACUACCCAAGGCACCAGACAACACGCCUGGCAACACCUUCAGCAACUGCUACAUACCGCAAACACAGUCAUACUUGCUUUUUACUUGAAGACCAUGGAUACCAUACAGUAGACGCCGCUGGAAAGAUUCGGACUUGAGAGCGAUCAGUGAAUGUUGCAGUGGACAGGAGGAUAUCAAUCUGUUCGCUGGUACCCCCCCCCCGAAAGUGGCGCAUUUGUAUCAGAUCCGUAUAGUGUUGGGGAGCAUGAAUAAGCGCGUGUAGAUUCUGAGUAACUCUCAGCGUGGUAUCGCCGGGAUCAUAUUCCCACUAGUAUCUAAGUCUGAGCAAUGGCUAGGACUAAGGUGCCCGUUCUGCUGCAACAUGUUAAUACUUAGUCUAUUACUAGUGUAUGGUUUGAAUGUGUUCGUCUUAUGCCCUUGUGUAUGUGAUGUCUUAUGCCCUUGUGUAUGUGAUGUCUUAUGCCCUUGUGUAUGUGAUGUCUUAUGCCCUUGUGUAUGUGAUGUCUUAUGCCCUUGUGUAUGUGAUGUCUUAUGCCCUUGUGUAUGUGAUGUCUUAUGCCCUUGUGUAUGUGAUGUCUUAUGCCCUUGUGUAUGUGAUGUCUUCCUGUCCAGUAGUGUAACAAUUCAAUACACCUAACCAUACCAUUAUCAUACGUCAUCACACACACACCAUUAUAACUAGAAUUGUUAAAAGUAUUCGUAGCACUUACCGCUGGGAAGGUCAACAGGUGCAGGGGUAGCCUGUGUGCUAACGGGAUUGUCCAGUCUAAACAGUCGUCUCCAUUGUUGUAUAUAGUUCCUAUGCCCGUUACCCCCCCCCCCCCACCCCACCUGCUAAUAUCCACUCACAGAGUGUCAAUUCACCUCGAUUGUUUUUAGUCCCACUUCUCCAGCUCCACAUUCAACAGGAGUGUCCCCUUCCCAUAUUCCCCAAUUGUUGUCAAUUUUUCGUUAAUCGUGAUUAGUCUUUGUCUUCAUCUGCUGUGCAACAUUGUCAUACCUGUCUUUCUCAUA
Sycon ciliatum is the source of this 1931-nucleotide messenger RNA. Its product is annotated as ataxin-8-like. The record is from RefSeq and is a predicted model, not a curated record. The annotation marks the transcript as partial. The transcript has a single exon. NCBI's taxonomy places the organism in Eukaryota, Metazoa, Porifera, Calcarea, Leucosolenida, Sycettidae.